Molecule: messenger RNA, 4090 nt
Organism: Paramormyrops kingsleyae
Lineage: Eukaryota; Metazoa; Chordata; Actinopteri; Osteoglossiformes; Mormyridae
Gene: map3k7
Product: mitogen-activated protein kinase kinase kinase 7
Biological process (GO): positive regulation of canonical NF-kappaB signal transduction; protein phosphorylation; JNK cascade
Molecular function (GO): ATP binding; MAP kinase kinase kinase activity; magnesium ion binding
Source: RefSeq, a predicted model, not a curated record
ACAUUGCCGGCCAAAUGGCGCCUCCACCGGCGAACUUCUCCGUGCAGCUGGGCCAGAAAAAAGACCGAGGGGGCCGAAAUCGCAGCGACACGCACUUCCUGGAGCUUCUGCAGUGACUGCAGGGGGGGGGAGAAAGUGUCGGCGGCGGCUUCGCUCCUCAAAGUUAAAGCGCCCCGGCAAAUGGGUGCAAACUCGCGGCGUCGCGAGACGAGCUCGUGCGUCGGCGCGGCUACGGGGGGCCGCUGAUGAUCGAAAUAGUGCGCCGAUGUGGGGAGCGCGGACUGAGGCCAGCGCUGCUACUCCAUCCCCAGGCUGUCACCAGGCCGUCGAGCGGCCUAAACGUAUCCAAUAACCCUUCGCCCGGCAGAGGUCUAGGUUAACCAACUAGUAAAACCGAGGUCAAGACAGCACUAGUCUUAUCCGGCCUCUGAUUAAGUUAACCUGACUACACAGUUUUCCUAACCGUGGUUAUCCGUGACGCUGAGGCGCUUAGCUGCCUGGCUAAGUUUCCACAGUCCUCCGGGGGAGCACCGUUUCACAGCCGGCGUAUUUCUGCUACCUUCGCCUGCCUUCCGGAUGUUUGAUUAGCGCGUUUCUUUGUAAAAUUCGGCUUUAAUGAGUAGCGAUGUCCCUCCCGUCUGCCGAAAUGCUGGAGACGCCGCCCGGUUACCCUUUUGAGGAGAUAGACUAUUCGGACAUUGAAGUUGAGGAGGUUGUUGGCAGAGGAGCCUUCGGAGUCGUCUGCAAGGCCAAGUGGAAAGGCAAAGAUGUGGCCAUCAAAACCAUCGAGAGUGAAUCUGAGCGGAAGGCCUUCAUAGUGGAGCUCCGGCAGCUCUCACGCGUCAGUCACCCCAACAUCGUCAAGCUGUAUGGCUCUUGCAGUAGCCCAGUCUGCCUAGUGAUGGAAUAUGCAGAAGGUGGCUCUUUGUACAAUGUGUUGCACGGAGCGGAGCCCCUUCCCUGUUACACGGCCUCCCACGCGAUGAGCUGGUGUUUCCAGUGCUCUCAGGGCGUCUCCUAUCUCCACGGCAUGAAACCAAAGGCGCUCAUUCACAGGGACCUCAAACCACCCAACUUGCUGCUUGUGGCCGGAGGGACAGUCCUGAAGAUCUGUGACUUCGGGACGGCCUGUGACAUCCAGACGCAUAUGACCAACAACAAAGGCAGUGCGGCAUGGAUGGCCCCAGAGGUCUUUGAAGGCAGCAAUUACAGUGAGAAGUGCGACGUGUUCAGCUGGGGCAUCAUCCUAUGGGAGGUGAUCACGCGCAGGAAGCCGUUCGACGAGAUCGGCGGCCCCGCCUUCCGCAUCAUGUGGGCCGUGCACAACGGCACCCGCCCCCCCCUGAUUAAAAACCUGCCAAAACCAAUUGAAAGCUUGAUGACUCGUUGUUGGUCCAAGGACCCCUCCCAGCGACCCUCCAUGGAGGAGAUUGUGAAAAUAAUGUCCCACCUUAUGCAGUUCUUCCCAGGAUCUGAGGAACCUUUGCAGUACCCCUAUCAGUACUCAGAAGAAGGUCAGAGUAACUCUGUCACCAGCACCGUGUCUUUCACCAACACCAGCAACAGGAGUGACGCCAACAUGGAGCCGGGCGAUUCGCAGGGGAGCAACGACACCAUCAAGAACAUGGAGCCAAAGUUUCCAACUCAGUUCAAGCCAAAGGGGGAUGGUGUAUGGGCAAACCACCCACUGUCCAGCGGGGGCAGUAUGGAGAGCCUGUCAGGGCGGCCUCAGUGCCUGGUGCCAUCGAAUAGCAAGAGGAUGAGCACGGACCUCUCAGAGCUAGAGCCCCGGAUGCCAUUUGGAUCUGCAGCACGUCCCCCGUACAAACGAGGCCACCGUAAAACCGCUUCCUUUGGCACCAUUCUGGAUGUCCCCGAGAUCGUCGUCACAGCCAGCUGCGAGUCGCAGAGACGGCGCUCCGUGCAGGACUUGCCGGCCAUCGGAACGGAGUCCAGCCAGGGCAGUAGGAGUAGCAGCAGGUCCUCGAGCCCCAGCGUGAGGAUGAUCACGUCGGACAAGGCCGGCAGAGGCUUCGUCUUCUCCCCCGACGACCCCACAGACACCAACGGCUCCGACAACUCCAUCCCCAUGGCCUACCUCACGCUGGACCAUCAGCUGCAGCCCCUUGCUCCGUGCCCCAACUCCAAAGAGUCCAUGGCAGUGUUUGAACAGCACUGCAAAAUGGCUCAGGAAUAUCUGAAGGUCCAGACAGAGAUCGCCCUGCUAAUCCAGAGAAAGAAGGAGCUAAUCGCCGAGCUCGACCAGGACGAGAAAGAUCAGCAGAACACCUCCCGCCUGGUCCAAGAGCACAAGAAGCUUCUUGAGGAGAACAAGAGCCUGUCCACCUACUACCAGAAGUGUAAAAAGCAGCUAGAGCUGAUCCGGGCCCAGCAGCAGAAGAGGCAGGGCACCUCCUGAUGGCCACAUCCAUACCGCCACCCCCCCUUAUGCCACAGAGACUCACGCACCCCCUCCCCACCCCUACAUCUCAUUCUCGGGACCUUCUUGUAGGGUUUAGCAGUAGUGUGGUCUGAAAGUCAGCAGCUCCCCACAGCUCUCUGUCCCUCAGCACUCCGCACCACCUCCUGUCCCAUGAUCAGAGGCUGGGGUCUGGGCGCCUCUGCGUUCCCGGAGCCCCAGAGAGACCCGCGACGCGCCGUGUGCCGGAAUGCCGUGCCGCGUUGCCCCGGGGAGGCCGUAAAGCCGUUACAGAUUUGGGACACCUCCACAAAAGAGAAAAAUCCCCCAAAUAUAUUUCCGUUUUUGCUGUCUAGUUACUGUUAAGACCAAACCUGCGUUCUCCGUCCAAAACAGGCGGUGUAGUAAAUGUUCCAGACUAAAGGUACCUGAGAGCCCUGGCCUGCGACCAUCAGUGACCGGGUCGCUGAGGGAGAGAGCGGAGUCGGCCGCAGGAUAUCACGCAUUGUGAGAUGACCCAGACUACCUGAGCCCCAGGUGGAUUAUGCAACGCUGUUUUUGAUUUGACUUCUUACUUUAUUUAGGAGAGAGAGAUGUGUGUCGGCAGGGUCAUUCGUCCUGCCCCCUGUUUGAUGUGAGCAUGACCUACCAAGUGAUACCUGAACACCUAAUAUUUCAUUUAGAUUUUAAGGGGUUUUUGUAUCGAUAAUUUAAAAAUGCCGUGUACACUGAUCGUAUGCGUCACCGCGAAGAAAACGAACGCAAAUCUCCAACUUCUUGAAUGGGAAUGCAAUAUUUCUGUCUUUAUUAUAUUAAACUAACAAACUGUCACGGGCAUAAUGUACUUUGGGUCCUUGGCUGAACCUACUAAAAGAAUAGGUAUGCAUUUCUCGUUCAGUGUCUCUUUCAAGAGCUCAGUAUUCAUAUUCUAGUUUUGUUUUGUCUUGUUGAAUAUUUGAUUAUAUCUUAAGGCCCCUUAAUGCGAGGGUGACCAUCUUUGUCUGCAGUUGGCCUUUUGGGUUUCCAUGUAAUCGAAACGCGUCCUCUGUUUGAUUUCACCCUCUGCCUUAGAACACGACUGCUUGUGUUUUAAACGAUUUUGCCGUAUUUCAGACUUGAUCGGUUGCACCUAUAGUAACACGAUGAAGCGUCUGAUGAAAAUGUGACUUGGUGCAAGUUUGUAGCUAUAGGCGUUCGCAUAAGAACAAAGCGCGGUGCAUGGACUGCGCUCCGCUUUACCGCUAUGUAACUUGGUUUCUGAGAAAUGCGCCGCAGGUGAAAUGCAUCUCCAGUGCAGCCAUCGUGCCAGCAGAGAGUUCCAUGCGGCCGCCCCUGGUCGGCCAUUUCAUUCUGUCCUGAGCACCUGGCGGUCAUACCGCAGUUUUGCACAAUCGAGUCAUUUUGCUGAAUAGCCUUACCAACAAUGGUAACAUUAACGGACAAGACGUCCUCAUGGUAACGUAUCACUUAGGUAUAUGUAAUAUACGUAGAUAUUUAAAAUAUGCUACUCACUUAUGGAAUGCGGUGAGGUUUCCCCAAUUUUUAAGGUUUUUGCAUUAACAUGUUCGACCUGUUUAUUAUGUAAUGUAUAUAAAUAUGUCUGAUUUCUUAAGCUAUGGGAAUGGGAGUUAACCAGUGAAAAAUCCAUAAUAAAAUAAACUCUCCAAAGGC